CUUCCCCUCCCUCUCCUUAGUAUUAUCUUUCCCAUGUCAAAAAUCACCUUUCAGCAGUCUUUUCACCACUUUUUUUCCGGGGAAGGAGAUUUCUGGGCUGCCGUACCCGGUACGAGUUUCGAUGAUUCUACGAUUGAUGAUCUUUUGUCGGUUCGUGGCGGUCCAUCACACGGGGUUUAGUGGGAUUUUUACUGGAACGGUAAGGCCCGCUGCGAAAUGGCGGGACAAGUAAGCUCGUCCGGCUUCCCUAGUUCACGUUCUAUUUUCGGUAUGAUAGCAAGAAGUUGAGGAUCUUUCUUCUUUCUUUCUUUCUCCAAGAGCUUGAUGUGAUCAAGUUGGGCUCGAAAGGUGUAAUUACCAAUAGAGUCGUGUGUUUGAGCUCGGGAGUGUAUCAUAUGUUAUCACCCGGCAAGUGACAGUUUAUUAUACAACGCAUUGGGUUUCGGAACUGGUAGCGAUGAGAAACCCGGGAAUCGAGAUGGUGGAAUUGCUCGCUUGACUACAGCACUGCACAUAUUGUACUGUACUGUACCUUGCUAUAUACCCCCGGAUGGCCAUUAUGGAGUUGGCCCAAGUCGUACUCGUAGUCUCCCAGACAAGCCUCCAAACUCGACAAGCAUCUGGUACCGUAUCCGGCUUCUCACGAAGUAGUGAAGACCUGAAAAUUAGGGGAUCUAUGGGGAGGAGGCUAGGAAGGUAUGAAGUAAAAAUGGCGGGAAAGGGUCCUUUAUCUACCCCUUCCCUAUGGCAUAUACACAGCUCUUACGUUUUCCUGCACCCAGAGCAAGCAAGCGCAAAUACAGCCUGCCCACCCAAGUCCACCCUUUACCCAAGAGGGUGAAGCAAACCUACCCCAUUUACUCCUCAUCCUCGAAUGCAAAAGACUUCCCCAUCUCCAACCCAAGCGGCAAUACCCCCGCACCUCACCUCACCUCACUCCGUACCCCCGCAGAACAAUCAAGAAUGCGUCAAAUCACAUCCCGAAUCCACCAUCUCCAAAAACAGAGUGCCCCAGAGUCGCAUGUUGGGGCGCUGCAUCCCUAUAUUUGGCGUCCGAGCGAGGAAGAAGUGACGCUGGAAAGCUACCGCUACCCGAUCCGCUCAAAUGGCGCGUUCCAGAGUUGGGAGAUCCUCCGAGCAACAGAAUAGCGGCCGAUUCAUGGACGAGGCGAGACCUGCCCGCAACAUCAUACAACUCCUCCACCACCACCACCCCGCUUCCGCCGCGACAGAAUUCCCAACCCGAAGGAAUCCUCAGCGUCUAUCGAGGAAUUGCCAAGGCACUCGCCGCACCAGCAAAACCAGCCAUGCAAACUGCCAUACCACAACCACCACCACCACAAGUGAUCCUCCUCGCGCCAACAUCCCCAGCCAACCAAUGCGCAACUAGACACUCCAACCCGGAAAACCAAAAAAACGUGUGCGUACCCCUUCGCCCACCCGGCCGAGAAUUCGAAGUCGCCUCCAGGAGAGCUUAGAAAGCGGGACCCGACGAAGGACCGUUUGCAGAGAUCGGGGGAGCGAUGGGUACAGUAGGGAGGGUCGGGGCACGAGGCCCGUUUUGAAAGAAACGCUUUCUUUCGGGGGGAAUGAUGAGUAUUUAUGGUGAGCCCCUAGGAAAAGGAACCUGGGCGAUUUUGUUUUCAGGUCAUUUUCCCGGACACUUGUUUUUUUUUCUUCUUUCUACAUAUGGGUUGUAAAUGUUUCUCCGAGGGGUGAUAGGUCAUGACUUAUUCUCCUCGGAGCAUUUCUCCGGCCCGUUCAAAGUCUGCGUACUGUAAUUCGGGUGAGGCCCGAGCGCUGGAGGAGGGUUCCUUUUUUGAGAUUUCUUUCCCUUCCUUGACUUCUACUCUCUGGGGCGGCGGGGUGCCGGUUCUGGAACGGAGGUGCUGGUGCCGUUCAUGCUUGGAGUGCUUCCGGUGUAAUCAUAUGGUCUCACUCGGACGACGAGAGGGUUUCGACGGUAUUUUAUGGUGCGAUACAGUACAGUAUCUCACUAUAACUAACCAGACGUCCUUCCACACUCCAGUAUAGAACAAGAACUACUAGAUCUCAAUGGAGAUGUGCAGUGGGGAGGAUUCACGGGUGUCGUACAGCGGAGUGGAAUGAAUCUAUGUAUUCAAAUAGCACAAUUAACCCCCCCCCCAUCGUGGAUAAGAAUAUCCCGGG
This is a messenger RNA of Tuber melanosporum (Perigord truffle), 2169 nucleotides long. RefSeq lists its product as uncharacterized. Bases 745 to 1149 code for a protein of 134 amino acids. The record is from RefSeq and is a predicted model, not a curated record. NCBI's taxonomy places the organism in Eukaryota, Fungi, Ascomycota, Pezizomycetes, Pezizales, Tuberaceae. The transcript has a single exon.